Messenger RNA from Fonsecaea nubica, 681 nucleotides. RefSeq lists its product as hypothetical. The record is from RefSeq and is a predicted model, not a curated record. The transcript is spliced from 4 exons. The coding region runs from base 1 to 681 and encodes 226 amino acids. NCBI's taxonomy places the organism in Eukaryota, Fungi, Ascomycota, Eurotiomycetes, Chaetothyriales, Herpotrichiellaceae.
AUGUUCGAAGAGACGCUGGCAAAAUCCCCCAGUGGCCGUGUCGAUAUUGUUGUCGCCAAUGCUGGAAUUAGCGGGCAAGAUCCAGUGUUUGUGGAUGACUCCUCCGCAUCGACACCGCAGAAGCCAAAUCUCAAGAUAUUGGACAUCAACCUAAUUGGCGUCUUCUACACCAUCAAGUUGGCUCUCUUUUACUUCCGCAAGCAGUUCAACGCGGCUGUCUCGGCAGGGAAUGAAGGCCCGGACUCGAGCCUUGUUCUGCAGGGCAGUCUUGCCGGCUACGUUGACCAACCCGGUUCACCACAGUACAAUGCUUCCAAAUUCGGGCUUCGGGGCACUAUGAGGUGCUUGAGAAGGACAUCGUUGCAACACGGCACCAGGGUCAACUAUAUCGCGCCAUGGUACAUCAAAACCGACAUUAUCAGCGAUGCUGUCGCCGAACGCAUUACCUCGAAAGGAGCCGUUUUCGCCUCGAUCGACGACGCGGGCGAAGCCCUCGUGAGGAUCGCCUCCGACACAAGUGUGCAGGGUCGAUCAUUGGCGAUUGUCCCUCGCAUCUGGGCCCCCCUCGGAUACUUGGAUGUGGAUCAUGACGACUACAAGGAUGGAGACUUCCUCAAAGGAUGGCAAGAAAUAGUCCUGAGAACCAGCCACCGCCUGACAGGGCCAUCUGUCAUCAACUGA